AUGGUGUGGUCAGAAGCUUUUGGCCGUCUGGCCUUUGCGAAGAAGCAUGACAGGACUCCAGAGGAGCGCGCCUUUGUUCGCAGGCUGGACCUGUUCCUCAUGACAUUUGGAUGCAUCUCUCAAGUCAUCAAGUUCUUGGAUCAGACAAAUAUCACAUCCGCAUAUGUGAGCGGUAUGAAGGAAGACCUUGAGCUGUUUGGAAAUGAGUUGAACUUCUUCACGACCUAUUUCAAUAUCGGCUACUGCAUCAUGCUCAUUCCCUCUCAAAUCAUCUUGACCUAUGUGCGGCCAAGCAUUUGGCUUUCAACGCUCGAGAUUGCUUGGGGUGUCAUCACUGGCCUCAUUGCUAUUGUGCACAAUGAGAAGCAGAUUUACGCCCUCCGCUUCGUUCUUGGUCUGCUGGAGAGCAGCGCAUGGCCAGGCAUGAUCACCUUGCUGAUGUUGUGGUAUACUCCCUCUGAACUGGCAAAAAGAAUGGGUUUCUACCACUCUGCGCGAGCAGUCGGUGGUAUGAUGUCUGGAGCCCUCCAGGUUGCAAUCCUGAACACUCUUGAUGGACACAGUGGCCUCCCUGGUUGGCGAUGGCUUUUCAUCAUCAACGCUAUCAUGACUGUCGUGCUUGGCUUCUUCGGCUACGUCAUGCUCCCCGACACCCCGAACAAGCCAAACCCCUGGGCCAAGUGGUGGUUCAAUGAUACUCAUGCGCAGAUUGCCAUGAAGAGACUUGAACGACAUGGACGGUCUGAAUCCAAAAAGAUUACCUGGGCAGCAUCGAAGCGAGCUGCUCGGAUGUGGAUCACGUACUACAUCCCCGCCUACUGGGUGGUCAGCGGAAUGAGUGCCGGAGCACUGGGAUACUUCAAUGUCUUCCUCCGAUCACUGAUGGACAGCCAGGGCCAACCCGCCUGGACAAAGACGCAGGUCAAUGCUAUUCCCAUUGGUGGAGGCGCUAUCCAAGUUGUCUUCAUUUGGUUUUGGUGUAUUCUGUCAGAUCUUCUGCAGGUUCGAUGGCAGCUCAUUGUCACCCAGAGUGCCAUUGGCCUCAUCCCAGCCAUCAUCAUGACGAUUUGGACACGGAACCCCGACAGUGUACCUCUGAGUGCAGCUUACGCGAGCUACUUCAUGACUUACAUGGUCCAAGCCUCGGGCCUUAUUCUUCUGGCCUGGUUUACAGACAUGUUCCCAGGAGAGCCCGAGGCUCGUGCCCUGAUCGUUGGAAUCUCGGUCGUCGCUAUCUACGCAGUCGACGCUGGCAGCCAAGUAUCAGUUUGGCCAGCGACCCAAGCACCGUACUACAAAACGGGUUGGGUUGUCAUGCUCUCUAUGUGGACAGCAGGCAUCAUCCUCAUCGUAACUCUGCACUUCAUCGACAAACGAUAUGUCACUCCAAAGCGGAUCGCCACUUCCGAGCCCAUCCAGACCGUAGAGUAUGAGAAUGACUCAGCUGGGUCCGAUAAGAACGAGAAACGUGUUCAAGUCAGCAGCUUGGCAUAG
Molecule: messenger RNA, 1494 nt
Organism: Fusarium keratoplasticum
Lineage: Eukaryota; Fungi; Ascomycota; Sordariomycetes; Hypocreales; Nectriaceae
Product: MFS domain-containing protein
Exons: 11
Coding region: 1-1494 (497 amino acids)
Biological process (GO): transmembrane transport
Cellular component (GO): membrane
Molecular function (GO): transmembrane transporter activity
Source: RefSeq, a predicted model, not a curated record